This is a messenger RNA of Plodia interpunctella (Indianmeal moth), 6697 nucleotides long. It is a transcript of the gene Gcn2, whose product is annotated as Gcn2. Bases 143 to 4828 code for a protein of 1561 amino acids. Gene Ontology annotation, cellular component: cytosol; cytoplasm; nucleus. The transcript is spliced from 29 exons. Gene Ontology annotation, molecular function: ATP binding; protein binding; eukaryotic translation initiation factor 2alpha kinase activity. NCBI's taxonomy places the organism in Eukaryota, Metazoa, Arthropoda, Insecta, Lepidoptera, Pyralidae. Gene Ontology annotation, biological process: DNA damage checkpoint signaling; negative regulation of cytoplasmic translational initiation in response to stress; regulation of translational initiation by eIF2 alpha phosphorylation. The record is from RefSeq and is a predicted model, not a curated record.
CGAUGAAUUGAAAUGUUUUGUGUUUUUGGCGGUGUGUGUUUUAUUUUCCGCAAAAUAUAGCUGAUAAAGUAAAAAGCCUUUUUUACUGGAAACUAGUCAUUUAAUGUGAAUGUUGAGAUUAUGAUAAUAUCCUGACACAAUAAUGGGUGACGAGACGCCAGAGGAGCGACAAAAUAAUGAAUUCGAGGCAUUACAGGCAAUAUAUGGAGAGCUGGUUGAAGACAAACGUGAGCCCACGGCUUGGAAGGUCUGGCGACCAAAUGACUUUCUGUUAAGCCUGUAUCCAUUGCACAAUUCGUCUAUGCCCGAUGUCCAUUGCUCCAUCACUCUGCGCUUCAAGUGCUGUCAUAAUUACCCUGAUAAGCCUCCAAAAAUUGAAAUAUCAAAAAUGAAAGGGCUGUCUGCGGAAAAUGCGGAGAAGCUCCUAGCAGAGCUUGGCAGUAUGGCGUCGGAGAAGUGCGGGGAAGUUAUGAUCUUUGAGCUGGCGCAACAUGUCCAGCAAUUCCUUCAUGACCACAAUAAGCCCACUCUCUCCUUCUAUGACGAAAUGGUGAAACAAAACACAGAGAAAGAGAAAUUGAAGCAACAUGACAUGGAAAUUAAAGAAAAGGAAGAAAGGAAAAAGAUAAAGGAGGAGAUACAUAGACGACAAGAGAUGCUGCGAUGUGCGGGCAGACAGCGGGUGCACAGAACGAGUUUGUCUCAAGAGGACAGUAUCGAGGGUCACGGAGACGCACCCGAAUUAGUAUACUAUGCUGAUGAUAAGAUGUCUCCGGCCAAGAAAGUGGUUCGCAAGCGACCAAAAGACGUGGCGUGCACGUGCAAUCUAAAAUGUGCACAAGUUCUCAGGAUAACGCAGAAGAACCACAAGAAAGUUUACAUAGGAAAUUGUUUAGGUCAUUCUUCAAAUGGGUCAACAAGCUACCUAGCGAUAGAAGACGAAACGGGAGAACCACUAGUAUCCAAAAAAUGGUCCAUCCCCACUCCGGACUUCCAAUCGUGGCAUCGGCUACUCUCAUCGCUUCAACAAGAUCUGAAAUCAAUGUGUCGGUUAAAACAUUCAAACUUAGUGCCAUACAUAGCCAUGGAAACAUGCAAAGAAAGUCAAAGUGGACGGACGGCUGGCCAAUCUGUUUAUAUAUUUAGAAAUUUUAUUCUAGGCAGUUCCUUGAAAUAUUUAUUAGAUAAGUGCAAAAAUAGUGAUAUAUACGAAACGUUAAGACUAGUGAGGCAUGUAGGCGUGGGUGUGUUUAGUGCGUUAAGUGAAUUGCAUAGUGCAGACGUAGUGCAUAAAGAUGUGAGAAGUGAGAACGUUUUUCUGGACGUUUUCGGAGCGGUCAAGUUGGUCGGUGCUAGUUUGGACAGCUGGCUGGCUGAAAUGCUCGAUGGCGAUAGCUUUUGUGACAAACAGACGCGUGCGCAAGACAUAUUCGCGGCGGGUCAUCUGUUACUGUCCAUGUUGUGCCAGGAGAAAACUACUCAUGAAAUACCCCCUGAGUUGCCCAGCGCAGCUAAAGACUUCUUUUCUAGAUGUCUAACAGAAGACGAGCAUUCCCAGUGGUCGGCGGAACAGCUCAUGAAUCAUGGUUUCCUGGUAGACGCGCCGGUGAAACAAAUUGGUGGCAAGAGGAAAGACGAUGGCGGCAGCGGGUCUGAUGAUGAGGAUGCAGUAAAAAAGAUCCGUAAUUUAGGCCCGGCCAUUAACGGCCACUCGCGCUUGGCCGACGAGUUUGAAGUGCUGGCCUGGCUGGGACAAGGCGCCUUCGGAGAUGUCUUGAAGGUGAAGAACAAACUAGACGGCGGAUUAUACGCGAUAAAACGUAUCAAACUUAACCCGGAAAGCGUCCAGUUAAACAAGAAGAUAACUCGCGAAGUUAAACUACUGUCUCGUUUGAACCACGAAAAUGUGGUGAGGUACUACAACGCGUGGAUUGAGUCCACCACACAGCCGGUAGAGGGCGACACUCCGGUCACUUGCAGUGAAAAGGCCGCUACUAGGAAGAAACCGGACAGCCUGGAGGACAUAGUGGCGAAACUCGGACAAGAGGUCAAAGUGGAGUGGUCCAUGUGCGACCCCUCGAUACAGAAGAGGCACUCUUCGUCGGACAGCGAGGAAGAAGACGACGAUGAUGAAGCAUUGCCUCUGUUCAAUAUCAGUCCUGAAGAUGAAUCGAGUAGCGGUAUCGAAUUCGCAUCCGAUUCGGAAAACAAAUCGGAAACCUUACCAUCGGAACUUCUAUCUGCCAGUCCAAGACCACCUUCCACGAGGUUAAAUCAAGUGUUAUACAUCCAAAUGGAGUUCUGUGAGAAAAACACCCUCCGCCAAGCCAUAGACAACGGCCUCUACCAGGAGCACUUCCGUGCGUGGCGCCUCUUCAGGGAGAUCGUGGAGGGACUGGCCCACGUCCACCAAAGAGGCAUGAUACACAGGGACCUGAAGCCUGUCAACAUAUUCUUGGACUCCAACGAUCAUGUCAAGAUUGGGGAUUUUGGACUCGCGACGAAAGCUUUCACCGCUUUGGUUGAUGAAAAAGUAAAGCCAGAAGAAAUCAGUGGAUCGUUAACUGGACAGGUCGGCACAGCUCUAUACGUAGCUCCAGAGUUGUACCAAGCGGGUACCAAAGGGAUAUACAACCAGAAAGUGGACAUUUACUCCCUAGGGAUCAUCCUAUUUGAAAUGUUCCACCCUCCGCUCGACACGGCUAUGGAGAGAAUGGCCGUACUUAAUAGUAUCAGGAGCAAAGAUAUCGUAAUGCCUAAGGAGUUUGAAAGGGAUAAUGCUAAACAAAUUCAUGUUAUCAGGUGGCUACUAAACCACGAUGCUAGUCUUCGGCCAAGUUGUGCGGAGCUGCUGAGCAGCGAACAUAUCCCUCGGCCAGUACACGAGGGAACCCUGGCGGGGCUGUUGUCUCACGCGUUGAGCGAGCGAGGUAGCCGAGGAUAUACCAGACUAGUGGCCGCUUGCUUGGACCAGCGAGCGUCGCCAGCUGAAGAUUAUACCUACCACAACGACGUGAGGAACAGGAACGACGUACUGGCCGCUGUUAAAGAUAUUGUUAUCAAGGUGUUCCGCAGCCAUGGAGCCGACGAGUUCUCCCCUCCCCUCCUCAUCCCCCGGGCCAAGGGCUGGGAGCAGUACCCCAAUGCCGUCAAAGUGAUGACGGCCAGCGGCAAUGUGUGCCAUUUACCCCAUGAUUUUAGACUCCCAUUUGCUAGACACACAGCAUAUUCGGGAACAAAAUAUAUGCGGCGUUAUGUAGUGGACCGCGUGUACAGAGAGAAACACGUGGCGGGCUUCCAUCCAAGAGAAAUUGUGGAGUGCGCUUUUGAUAUCGUCACUCCUAAGACGGAUUAUCUCUGGUCGGACGCAGAACUGUUACUUGUAGCGAGCCGAGCGGCGUCCGAAUGCUCGUUAAACGUUACACUUCAGUUGAACCACACAGCAUUACUUCAAACAUUAUUACUAUCCUGUGGAGUGCCAAUUGACAAACACAUCGAUAUCUACCCAGUUCUGGUUGAGGUUAGCUUUGGCCGCAUCACAAGACUGCAACUGCAAACCCACUUAACCUCGCUCUGCAUAACUAACCGGGAUAUAUCCAAUCUUCUCAAACUGAUGGAAGCCGACAUCCCAGUGCAAGAGCUUAAGGAGUUCCUCACCGAGUGCAAGCUUAGUGCGAAAUGUCAUCGCGUCGCCACGCAAGCUGCGCAUGCUCUUCAGGCUGUGUACAGAAACGCUAGGGCUUUAGGGUGCGAGUGUCCGAUGACAGUGGCGCCAUUACUGGCGUACAACGCGACGCAACACAGCGGCGUAUUCUGGCAAAUGUCUGUGGUAAGGCAUACCGACCAUAAAACAACCAAUGCAAAGAGAAGAUCUGGCGAUUUGAUAGCUGCUGGGGGCAGAUACGACGCUUUGGUAGAGGAGUUCUGGGAGGUCGCUCGCACAGAGAAAGACCACGAGAAUGCCGACCUGAUGUCGUGUUCCGUCGGCUUCUCCAUGUCUUUAGAGAGGAUUGCGACCAUAUUAAAGAAAAUUGAGGGGGAAUUACCUGCUGUGGUCAAGAAUGUUGAGUCACCACUAAUCUGUGUGUGCGUGCACGGCACGGCUGGCAGCGGUCGCGACGGCCAAGCGGCGGCCAAGCGUGCCAACCUAGCCAGGGAGCUGUGGUGCAGCGGAUACAACUGCAGCUCGUGGGGGUCGGGGUUCGCGGACGCUCAUGAGCUGAGUCGUGCGGCCGCUGUCUUGUGGCAGGACGACGCUGGUGUGAGGGUCUCUUGUUGGGGAGAUGACAGAGUGAUUGAACACAAACUGCCCUACCACGAAGUGAUAGACUUCAUCAAACAAAAAUUCACACCGGACACGCAGAAAAAUCAUGAAGCGUCAAACAACCGUUCAAUAAGCUGGAGUGAGAGCGAAAAGUCCAACAGUCCCAGUAUAUCCGUCACUUUCAUCACCGCCGACAGGAUAACUAAGAACUCUAAACGGUUUCUGGAAAAUCAGAUAAACACCCAAGUGACAUCAAUCCUAGUGAGCCUUGGCCUGCAGCCAGUGAUGAGCCGCGUGCGCGUGAGUGUGCUCGCGCUGUCGUGCGACGCGGCGUGCGUGCGCGCGCUGUGCGCGCAGCUCGCGUCGCCGCUCGACGUCACGGAGCUCGCGCAUGCCUUCCAGCCCGUUUUUGACACCUAUAUAAAAUAUUACGAGAUCCUCGACGACACACUAAAGGAGCUAUCUUCCAUAGUGAAACAAACAAGCCAAAGCAGAUCUUCAGACGAAACGCAACUCUACGCGUUAUACUCUAUACCAGAUUCAUUAUGUCGACUGAUCACUUGAUUGUGUACUUUAUUGACAUUCACGGAGAGGCGCCUAGCGUGUCACAAGAAAGUACACCUGGCGUAUCGUACCUAAGCUAAAAGAUGACACACCAGGCGCGUUUUAUUACAAAACCCCGCCCUCUAUUAUUUUUAAUGAACAUAGCUUCGGCGCUCCGCUAUUUGUAAAUAGUAGAAAACAAAUUUUUAACUAUCUACAUAUUUCGGUCACUGCAAAACCAAAUAAAAUUGUUCUUCUCUUAGCUGACAACACCCAGUGUUGUGUGCCAACCAAAAGGACACAAUGUAUUCAUUUAUUUUCUACUCUUCAUAGACAGACAGUACGUGUUAAGCCGCCUAUUUAUAUUAUAAUAUACGAGAGAAAUAUUUAUAGGGAAAAGAUUUUGAUCAUUUAUUUUUAUACAAAUACAGUAUCACAUUUAUAUAUAUGACAAUAUAGACAUGCAGUGUCGAGAAACAUUUUCAUCAAUUAUAAAAGCUACCGCCUCCAGUCAGACACCGGUGGUUUUGAUACACAUCAAACACGAUAGAGAGUUAAUCAACAUUUUCUCUCUCACCUAUGAGAUUUUUCAUUUGUAUACUCUUUCUCUCGUCGGAUGUGUGUUAUUUUACCAUUCGUGUACUAAAUGCUUAAUUUUUGCCCACCCCCCAACAAAAACACAGGCCGGUAUGUACAUUUUUAGGUCGUAAAAGACUAAGUAUGUCCAAUACUAAAAUAUGGUAUUUUCCGAUGUUUGAAAAUUUACUUACUUGAAAAUGUGGUUUUCUCAAUAGUAAGCAAAUAAUUGGCUACUAGACUGGGUAUUACACUACAAACCAAAUUAACCAAACAAUAAUUAAAUAUAAUUUUAAUUGAUUAGUUUUAUUAAUUACGUAAUUUACUUUAUUGUUCUCAUUAAAGUAUUAUUAGGAAUGCAUUUUGGCUUCAAAAAUCGUGAUAUCAUAAGCACAUCUCUGGCAUACAAGCUCCAUAUAUUUUUUGUUUUUGACAUUUAAAAAAGUAUCUGAUUUGACAAUUGGAAAGUAGCUAAUAUAUACAGAAAUUAUAUAUUCUAUGCAUUUUCAAACAGGAAAAUAUUAUAUUGUAAUUCUGUGUAAACUGCAAUUACACGAGUUUACGACACAAGUUAUUUGCUAAUGUGUAAUAAUUAUCUGAACAUAAAAACUUUUAUAUUAGUUUCAUGUUAUACCUAGAAUAGUUUGGACUGUGCCUGUCAAUAUUAUAUUACGUGUAAUUUUGUGCAAUCUGAGUUUACAAAAGUGAGAAUUGUUUUUCAAAAUUAAAUUUUUCAAAGAGAUUUAUUGUUUAAAGAUUGUAGUCAUAAAUAUAUUGAUGACAAUUUCAAAAAAAUAAUGAAGAAGAAUGUUUUGUAUAAAGCAUCGUAUCCAAUAGGGAACAGUUGACUUGCAGACAUAUGUGUGAGGACAACUAUGUCCAAUUUUUACUUACGACGUCUAUAAAAAUACAAUAGAUUAAUUUUAGAUCCCUACAUUGAACUGAUUUGUAUUGGAAUCAUUCCAUAAAAGUUGGUAGUAGGCUGGUCUUAAUCUUUAGCGUAUUGUUAUCUUCGGAUGGCAAGAUGUAUUGACUCUCUUUUUUACUGUCAUUAAAAUAUUAAAGAACAAAUAAGCAAAUAUGACACUUGACGUAAACUGAGUCUUCUACAAGUAAUGUAUCAAAGACUAAAUAUAAAGAUUGUGCUAUCAUAUUUUUAGACUUAAUUGUUUCCUAAUGGAUACAUGGCUUAUGGACAUAAUUGGAUUGGGUAUUACUAAUUUUUGCCGCUGUAUUUUGUAUGUUGUUGUGAUGUUACGAUGUAUUAAUUUGUACAAACAUUUUUAAUAUGAAAAUAAAAGACAGUGAUUAAUA